Messenger RNA from [Candida] anglica, 335 nucleotides. The record is from the annotation of a GenBank genome assembly. Lineage: Eukaryota; Fungi; Ascomycota; Pichiomycetes; Serinales; Debaryomycetaceae.
AAACACACAACCUAUUCACAUUAACAAUGCAAUUCACCAAGUUUAUCGUUGCCUCCGUUGCCACCGUCGCUUCCGUUCAAGCUGCUAACGCUUCCAACUCCUCCUCCUCCUCCUCUGGUUCCAAUGGUGUUACUUACCAAAUUGGUGCUGGUGCCAUUGGUGCUGCUGUUGCCGCUGGUGUUGCUUUGCUUUACUAAGCGUUUUAAUUCAUUAGCGCUUUUAGCAGAUUUUAAUACUCUUGAAGAGUACUAGCCUGUUUUCUAUGUAUGUUUAUUUGGUUAUUAUUUUGUAUAGACGUUCACUAAUAAAUCCUUGAAUGUUUAGGCUUAAAAAAA